AUGGCGAUCGCGAUCUCGCAGGAGGCCUUCGACUCCAUGGUCCGGGAGAACAUGGAGGACCUCGGCAUGGACCCCGAUGAGGCCCUCGCCGACGCCGUUGAGGCGCUCUCCCUCCAGGGCGCCGAUCUCUCCGGGAUCAUUAAGCGCGUGCCAGGAGAGGCCACCGCGGCGGAGGUGAGCCCGGUGGUGCGGGUUCUGGACGAGCUGAAGGCCUCUCACAGUGCCAGCGGCGGGUCGGAGCAGGAUCUCGACGGACUCGUCUCUCUGCUUGAUGAGUUGCGCGGCCUGUGCAGCUCCGGCGAGGGUUCAGAGAAUGCAGGGAUCGCGGUACGGAAUGGCGUCGUGGAGGCGCUCGUUGCCCUGUGCGCGUCCGCUCGGGUUCAGCAGGAGAGGUUGCUUGCAUCGGCCUUGAAGACGCUGAGCUCCGUGCUCCGUGAUGUGGCAAGCACUGAAAAGUUCAGACAAAGUGAGGGACCCAAAAUUGUCAUGGAUCUCUUGAAAGGAGGCUCAGAAAAUUCAGAUUUAUUGGAUGCUGGAUUUAGUGUUGUGGCAGCGGGUUCUGCUGGCAAUGAAGUUGUGAAAGAGUCCUUUAUGGACCUGAAAGUUGAUGAACUCAUUCUGCGGGUUAUGAAGGAUAAAUCAAAAGCUAAUGUGCAAAGCUUGUACGAUGCCAUACGUGUUCUGUUGACGCCUGAUGAUAACCGAGUGGUGGCUUCUCAGGUAUAUGGAUACUCCCGGAGAUUUGCUGAAAUCGGGGUUGCAGAAGUUCUUGUCAAUGCACUUCGUGAGCAAGUCGCUCCUUCCAGCUUGCCAUCUGCUUGUGCUGCUUUAAAGUCGAUUGCAGUCAAUGAUGAAAUAUGUCGUUCCAUAUCUGAAAGUGGUGGAAUCGAUGUGCUUCUUCAAUGCAUUGAUGGGGCUGGUGAGCAGAAGAACAAAGUUAUAGCAAGAUCUUGCUGCUCUUUGUUGUCCAAGCUUGCUGCAAGCGAUGCAAACAAGUCUGUUAUCAUUCAGCAAGGUGGUUUCGAUAGGUUCCUAAAGUUGACAUCCAGAUUUUCUGAAGAUCCUGCUAUAAUUCAAGAGGUUAUGUCUAUGGUGACGGUCCUCACACUGAGGUCACCAGAAAAUGCAGCACGUGCAAUGGAAGUAGGCUAUGGAACUCUGGCAAUACAGUCAAUGGAAAGGUUCCCCUCCUCCGGCCAGACUCAGAAGCAAGCAUGCCUUAUGAUUCGCAAUCUUAUUGUCCGAAACCCUGAGAACAGGACCAUCCUGCUUAAUGAUGGUGCAGAAAAGCUUAUUAGAAAGGCCAAGGCGCUGCACGGAAGCUGUAAAGAUGCUGCCUCGUCUGCCUUGAGGGACCUGGGCCUGGACAACUACAAUGCAUAG
This is a messenger RNA of Miscanthus lutarioriparius, 1383 nucleotides long. The record is from the annotation of a GenBank genome assembly. Lineage: Eukaryota; Viridiplantae; Streptophyta; Magnoliopsida; Poales; Poaceae.